This is a messenger RNA of Melanotaenia boesemani (Boeseman's rainbowfish), 1543 nucleotides long. RefSeq names its product carbonic anhydrase 1-like. Gene Ontology annotation, molecular function: carbonate dehydratase activity; zinc ion binding. Gene Ontology annotation, cellular component: cytoplasm. Gene Ontology annotation, biological process: carbon dioxide transport. The transcript is spliced from 8 exons. Bases 128 to 946 code for a protein of 272 amino acids. The record is from RefSeq and is a predicted model, not a curated record. Lineage: Eukaryota; Metazoa; Chordata; Actinopteri; Atheriniformes; Melanotaeniidae.
CCGUGCUCAGGGAAUCCUAUUUAAGGUCUGCAGCUGUCAGUCGGAGGACACUAGCUGCUCUGCGCUGGGGAAAGGCUUCGCUAUAGGAGAUUACAGCUCUGCGUAAUCAUAGAUCCUCACUGUUACAAUGUCUCACGCUUGGGGAUAUGGAGCAAACAAUGGACCCAACAAAUGGGCUAAAAACUUCCCUGUUGCAAAUGGACCCCGUCAGUCUCCCAUUGACAUUGUACCCACUGCAGCGUCACACGACGGGGGGCUGAAGCCGCUCAACCUGAAGUACGACCCCUCCACCAGCCUUGACAUCCUCAACAACGGACAUUCCUUCCAAGUGACCUUCAAUGAUGAUAACGACAACUCAACUCUGAAAGGUGGACCAGUCUCAGGAGUCUACAGGCUUAAGCAGUUUCAUUUCCACUGGGGAGCUUCUGAUGAUAAGGGCUCUGAGCACACUGUUGCUGGGACCAAAUUCCCUGCGGAGCUCCAUUUGGUGCACUGGAAUACCAAAUACCCAAGCUUUGGUGAUGCUGCUAGUAAGCCUGAUGGGCUUGCUGUUGUUGGAGUUUUCUUAAAGAUUGGUGCUGAAAAUGCUAAUCUCCAAAAGCUUCUUGAUGCAUUUGAUGCCAUUAAGGCCAAAGGCAAGCAGACUCCUUUCCCCAACUUCGACCCUGCCACAUUGCUCCCUGCUUGUCUGGACUACUGGACAUAUGAUGGCUCUCUGACCACACCCCCUCUGCUGGAGAGUGUUACCUGGAUUGUCUGUAAAGAGCCAAUCAGCGUCAGUUCUGCGCAGAUGGCCAAAUUCCGUUGCCUGCUCUUCUCUGCUGAGGGUGAGGUUGAAUGCUGCAUGGUGGACAACUACCGCCCACCUCAGCCCCUCAAGGGUCGCCCUGUCCGUGCUUCCUUCAAGUCACCUCGAGUGAUGAAUCAGUCAAAGGUGAAGCUCUGAAGCUGGCAAGAAGUAAAAGCUAGAUGUGUAUAUACGGGAAGGAUUAAACUAUAUAACCAUCUGUGAAAAGGGGUAAGGUGCCAGUUGUGGACACACAGGACCCUCCCACUGCCAGUCUGUCUAAUCUCUGACCGACUGCCAACCUCUGCUUCACAGCAGCUUAGUGAGAGUCUGCAACAGCCUCCAUUGAUUGAUUCAGAAAAUCCCCCUCUGCCACACACACCCACAGCACAUACAGUCUCAUGCAGACAUGUUGCCUAUAGGCACUGACCUGCUUAUUGAUCCACAUUGUACAACAGCAUACAACAGUAACAGGCAUGAGGCCAGCUUACUGCAAUUAACACUGAACACCAUAACAGUGACUUAUGUUUUUACAGUCAAGUCUUCCAUAUUUCCAUGUACUUGUCAUACAAAGUUGUGCUUUGCUAUCAUCAUGGAUUGUUUUGUUUGUUUGUUUGUUUAUAAGUCUGACAACAUAUGCAAAUUAAGUCUUAAAAGAUUCCCCAGUUAUGUACUGCAACCAAAAACCUUGCUCCUUUUGAUGUCCUGAUAAUAAGGCAGUGGAGAGCAAUGACCCUCCUUGAAAUGUAGUGUGGG